Molecule: messenger RNA, 18318 nt
Organism: Podarcis lilfordi (Lilford's wall lizard)
Lineage: Eukaryota; Metazoa; Chordata; Lepidosauria; Squamata; Lacertidae
Source: the annotation of a GenBank genome assembly
CGCGGUCUGGCUGGCUGGCCGGCCCAGGGAGGGAGGCAGGCAGGGAGGCGCCUCGGCGGCGGGAGGUUCCGCUGGCCCAGCGGCCCCGGGCAGGAGGUGAGAUGGGCACCGGCGCUCGGGGGAGCCGGAGGCGGCGCUGGGCGCGGCGGGGCGCGCUGGUGGGGCAUCCGAUCCGGACGGGCGCUGCGCGUAAUGCCGACUGGAUGGAGGGCUUUUUUCCCCCGGGGUGGGGCGCGGGUGGGCUGAGCGGAGAGAUGCUGCUGCCCCCCAACUUCCCCGGCCCCGAGCUCUCACCCACGUGGAUGCGCGGGGCUGCCCGGCGACGAGGAGGAGGGCGCGCGCCUCCGUCCAGCCCGUGCGCAACGGGGCAGGAGGCGCACGGCAGCCGGCCAGGCUCCGCGGGACGGGCCCGGCUCCCCGUCCCCAGAGGGCUGCCGAAGGUCACGCCGCGCGCCAGGGGUGGCGAGGGGGUGCUGCUUCUCCCACCCACCCCUCGUCUCGCCCCCCGGGACUUGGAGAGGCUGCCCGAGUCGCGCGCCGCGAUGGGGCGGGAGAGGAUUUCUUCCCGCGCCGAAGCCCUUUUGCGAAAGACCCGCCUGAGUCUCCGGGAUUAGGAGGAAAGACCUCCUUGUUUUAAUUCGGAUUUUUCAAUAAUCGCGGCCACUUCGUUCCCGGUUGAUAUCUGCGCUCAAAAAGAAGACGGGGCAUCAUUUCUUCCCCCGCUCAGGUCGCCUUUGCAAGUUGCCAGGUAGCCGAACAGACACCUGUGGACACACUUAGAUAGCAGCCGGCGAUGGGGAGGGGCAGUACCUGGCGCUGGCUUUGUGCUUUGGUUUCUGUGGACUUCGCUUCUAGUUUGCUGGUUCUAGUUUUCCUUCAGUUUUUUUAAUGGGAAAUGAGACUGUAUUGUAUUGCAUGAAGUUAGGAGUGGUCUUUUAUUAUUAUUACUUGAAGGCUCAUAAACAGCGUCCCCCCCCCCAGAUGUUAGAUUGGGAUCAAAGAUAUCUGGCUGUGGGCACAUCAUACAUUUAAAGCACACAACACAUCCAGUUAGUGCUGGGAAUUGUAGAUCUGUGAGGAGGUAAACUACAGUUCCCAUGAUUAGGGGGGCAGGUGUGUGGUGUGUGCAGGGCCUCUGACUGGUUCAAAGUAGAUUGGCAGCAUUUUAUUACUUCCAGUUCUCUAACAGUGAAAUUUACUCUCCAUUCUCUGAUUCUAAGGGUCAGGCUUUUGCACCUGGCUGUGUGUAGUGAAUAUUGGGGUGCUUGUAAAAAGCAAAGUAGAUCCCCACAAACCCAAAGUCUGCUCACCCCUGAUAUAGACAACUGUUAAUAUUUGAUUAUUAUUAUCAUUAUCAUUCUUAUUAAUUACCUGCCCUUAAUCCUGAGGUCACAGGGUGGGUUACAACACCAGAACACAAUAAAUGAUAACCCAGGUUCACUGUGACGGAGCAGCAUUUCUGAGAGACGGCACAGUGGGCAGCAGAGUGGGGCGCCUCCAUUCACUCCAGGGCAGCAUUCCCUAAUGGACAGCCUCCUGGUGGUCACAUGCCAGUGGUGGGCGGGGCCAGAGGGAAACAAGAACCGGCAGGGCACAAAACCCACAGAUUCCUGUGUACAUGUAUCUCCAUUGAGACAGGCAAGUUCAAGGACCCCAGCCAACCAGGUGUGGAGCAGAGCUAGUGCAAGGUAUGUACUGGGAAGAGUCCCGGGGGCCACAUAGGAAGCCCUGGAGGGCCGCACCUGUCCCCAGACCUCAGAUUUCCCCAACCCUGGUGUACAGUACAGUGCUCCCUCUGAAACUCUGCUUGGCUCUCGACUCAUUUAAUUGAACAUUAAGGCCAUAAGCCCAACUAGCUUAGCAUGUUGUUAUGCUCUGUGUAGUUGGGGGCUUUUGGAAGCUAGGGGGUGUUUCCGUAGAAUGGAAUGAGGGAGGCUUGGGAGUUUGUUCGGGGUCUUUCUAGAGUAAGAGUGGCUGGCUGUAGGGUUCGAUCGUGAUGGGUCCCACUUUGAAUUGCGUUGGGAUGGAUACUUCCAUCCUGUUUAUGAAGUUCAGGCUUGGUGGCUGGCUCCUUGGUGCUGGUGGGGCUUGUUCCACUUGUCAGCAGUUGGUGUGUUAUGGAGAAAUAUCCCCCUUCCCCUUUUUCUUUUUUGUUCUGGUAGGCCUAGAAAUCCUUCUGUGGUUAGCAGUAGCCAAAGCUGACUCAGGCAUCUGCCUAGCUAUCUCCUCUGAGUCGGACUGAAAAUCAAUGAGAACUUGAAAUUAGGAGUGUUAAAAUGAGAACUGGUGCGUAAGCAGUAAUCCCUCUUAUAUGCUCAGGGGGAAACACCACUGGAGGGGGAAAGGGCUUCCCCCACUGUCGAUUUGCUUCCAAGUGUGGGAAACAGAAUCUAGCAUUCUGCAGGGCUCCUCUGUGUGUGAACUGUGUCACCUGCAAAAUCGUUGCAGUUUCCCCCUCGAUCUGCCAUGUGGACCCUCAAUAAACCUGUGCAACUCCCAUUGUUGCUAUCAGGGACUGCAUAUUCUGACUCGGUGUAUCUCAGCCAGUGUUAGAAACUGAGCUAUAAAAUCUAGGAGCCAAAUGGCACCUUAAAUCUAGGUUAUGGCUGCCACAAGGAUACGCCCGUUUUGUGUGUGUGCAGGAUUACGAAGCAAAUGGUCUGUGGGGAAGUGCGGCACCCAAAUACACACACGUCUUUGGGUGCUGCGCUGCCACGGGAAUCAGCUGAUUUGCGGGGCAGCGCAGCACCAAAAGAGGCGUAUCUUUUGGUGCUGUGCUGCCCAACAGACCAGCUGAGUGGUGCAGCCACACCAGCCCGCCAGAUGGAGAUGUUAGGGGCCAAACCUGGCGACCAGACACCUCCGCUUCCUCGCAAAAGGCCGGUCACCUGUUGCAAAAUGCGACUGGCGCCCAGCUAAUUUCGAACACUGAUGAGCAGAAACUCUGGGUGGGCAACGAGUCUGAUGAGCGGACAUAACCCUGCACUUUCUUGGAAUUGGUUGUCAUGCAGAGGCUGCAAAGAGAUUCGCUGUAGCAAAGUGGCUCAACAUGGAAGGUCGCGCCAUUAGCUCCAGGCUGCUGCUUCUGAUGUCUAAGAAACUGAUAGAUGGUGGAAUGAUGAACAUCACUCAUUUCAGAUGCCAGGGGUGUUGCAUGAGAGCUCCUUGCAGGACAGUGGUUUCAAGGUGGCAUGUAAAUUAACAUGGUUGUAUUGAACAUUAAUUAUUAUUAUUUUUUAAAAAAGCAUGUACAGUCAUACCUCUUGUUACUUUCGGUUCAGGUUUAGGAUACGUCCCACGGUGACCCGGAAGUAACGGAAUGGGUUACUUCCGGGUUUCACUGCUCGCGCAUGCGCAGACGCUCAAAAUGACGUCACGUGCAGAAGCGGUGAAUCACAACCUUCGCAGACGCAGGUUGUGUUCUGCUCACGUUGCGAACGGGGCUUCAGAACAGCUCCUGUUCGCAACCAGAGGUACCACUGUACAGUAUUAGACACUGCUCACGUUUACACUGUGCAUUUGAAGCACUAUGAUACCACUUCAAUUAAUCAGGACUUCCCCCAAAGAAUUCUGGGACUUGUAGUUUGAAAAUGAGAUCCUUAGAUGGUGUAGCUAAGAUUCCUGCAUUUCAAGGGCUUGGGCUAGAUGGGGUCCCUUCAAACUCCAAACUUCUAUGAUUCAUAAGUUCCCAUUUGCAUUUGCAAAAUGACUAGAGGACCCUUGGAGGCUCUGACCAGGAUCAAACAACAGACUCUGAAUUUUGACUGUAUUUUUACUCUACGCAUUUAAUCUAGAAUUGUAGAAUUGUUGGGCUGGAAGGGACCACAAGGGCCAUUUAUUGCCCAAUGUGGGGCUCGAACCCACAUAAUCCUGAGAUUAAAAGUCCAUUGCUCUACCAAAUGAGCUAUCACUUGGAUAUUUAACUUGUAGCUUGACACUUUUAGUAGGGCAGGUUGUGAAACUUGGGAUGGAGUGAGGUUGCUGCAGUUACUUAGGGGAAGUGAAAAGGGGGAACUUGCAGAUGUGUUUCCUCCACGCUUGCAUGAAAGAGUUGUGAUAUGGGGUGCAGAAACCAGAAAGUCAACGCUGCUUCUGCUGGGCAGGGUACAUAAUAGCCCCCAUAUCUGGGUUGCACAGACAACUUGCUUGCAGAAAAGGAAGAAUGUGUUCCUAUUAUGACAUAUUCUAGAGGCAGCGAUGCUUCUGAAUGCCAGUUGGUUGAAACCACAGAAAGGAAGAGUUGGCCUUGGGACAUCUGAUUGGCCACCAUGAGAACAGAAUGCUGGACCUGAUAAAACAACAGCAACAACACACAAGAUACAUAAUAAUCUGUAGAAUUUGAAAUAUUGUUUUUAUUGUACAGUCAUACCUCAUGUUACGUUUGCUUCAUGUUACGUUCUUUCAGGUUACGUCCCACAGCGACCCGGAAGUACCGGAAAGGGUUACUUCCAGGUUUCGCCGCAUGCACAGAAGCGCAAACUGACGUCACACGCAUGUGCAGAAGCGGUGAAUUGCAACCCGCGCGUGCGCAGAUGCACCGCUGCAGGUUGCACUCUUUUCAUGUUGCGAAACGGGCCUCCGGAACAGAUCCCGUUCGCAACCAGAGGUACCACUGUGCUCUUAUUACAGUAUAUUGGAUUUCAGCCAUGAGCUGCAUUAGAGGUCACUGUCCGACUGAAAUGUGAGAUAAAGAAAGAUAAAUCUGUACCUAUAACUGUCUUCUUUGACGAUCCCUUGUAGCCAAGUAAGAUUGUCUUCUAUAAACACAGUUUUAACAGUGAGUCCGUAAGUGACUGUGGGGGCCAGUUCUGGAUCCACAUGUACUUCCGCAGUGGGGACAUAGGUUUCCGGGCAGGAGUUGAUCACAGUGAGGGUUUGCCAAGUGUGCCUUCCUCUUAGCACGUUUCUCCCUUUCGUCCUGAGCCCACGACACCUUUGGUAAAGGCUGUUCUCCAAUUGGAGCGCUCGCAGGCCAGUGUUUCCCAGUUGUCGGUGUUUAUACUACAGUGUCCAGCUGAAAGGUGAGAUAAAGAAAGAAGUAGUAAAUCUGUACCUAUAACUGUAAAGCAGUUGGUGCCCUUGGGAUAUUAUUGGACUGCAAGUUCCAUCAUCCUUGGCUAUUGGUUGCUCGGGCUUCUGGGAGCUGAAGUCCUACAAAAUUUGGAAGGCAAGCACAUUGGCAGGCCUUGUCCGUAAACAUAAAUGCAGCCAAUGACUACGGAGUGGAAAAUUUGUAUGGCUGUGGAAUUUUUCUGUGGAAAAAUUUCCAUGCAUUGUUGCCUAAAAUUCAUUGGUGACAUAAUAAAUAGCAAAAAUUGAAAAAGUGUUUUGCGAUCCCUUAAGGACAUUCAUUUUACUACUACAAAGUGCUCAGGGGUAGCAUAUUAUGGGUUGAGCUUUCGUGGAGUCAACAGUUCAGUGCAUGAGUUGUUAUCCUGUGUUACACUUGGCUGGUGAGGAAUUGUAAGCUGCGAGAUAAGAGGAGAAUGAAAUGCAGAUUGUACCAUCUGUGAUAGCCACUAACAGUGGCAAUUUUGCAAAGUGUUGGUGGUAGAUAAUUUGCAGAGCACUGGUGUCGAUAGCACAAGCGUCCUUGCAUCGAUAAGCCAAUAAGCACAGAGAGCAUAAUAAAAAUCCAAGCUGUUGAUUCAGCCCACGAGUGAUAGCACCAAACCUCUUGACCAGGGGUAAGCAAACUUUUUGAGCAGAGGGCCGGUCCACUGUCCCUCAGACCUUGUGGGGGGGACACGGACUAUAUUAUGGGGGGGUGAAUGAAUUCCUAUGCCCCCCAAAUAACCCAGGGAUGCAUUUUAAAUAAAAGGGCACAUUCUACUCAUGUAAAAACACGCUGAUUUCCGGACCGUCUGCUGGCCGGAUUUCGAAGGCGAUUGGGCCGGAUCCGGCCCGUGGGCCAUAGUUUGCCUACCCAUGCUCUUGACAAAUCUUAGGUCUGGUUUUAAUCUCCCUUUGAAGUUCAUUGGUUCAAGGAUGACCACUUUAGCUAUACAGCAGCCUAGGAGGUUGAUGUAUUCGGAUUUAUGGAUAUUGCUGGUGUCAGAUUUGUGUACUCUCUUGCAUAUAGAGUCUGGCCUGUUUGUGAUAUGUCAUAUACAGAAAGGAAAUUAAUUUCAGACCGAUAGUGGAAUAUACACAUUAGAAGGUGGGUCUGUGAAUGAAACCCUGAUGCAAUGUUGUUAAAUCCGCAGUAGACAGAAGAAUAGAUUUAGCAUCUGGAUCGGAAUGUUUUAAAGUUGUCUGCGACUUCUUUCAUGUGACUUGAAAGCACGCAAAAGUAUUUAGGCAUGCUAAGAUGCCGUCCAUGUAUAUAUUUGGGUUUCUGUGUCAUAAUAUGUGUACAAAUAUCCCAGUAACUUCCAAGUGAUUGCGUGAAUAAGUUUCAUUAUAAUGUUUUAAAUCACAUUUAAGUACAUUUAUCAACAGCCCCAUCAAUCAUUUCUUCUGGCUAGGGAAAGAACUUUUUCAAGAUUUCAUCCAGCAUGUAAAAUGGGCACGCAGCACUUAUUAAAAGUUUUAAUCCAAAAGUCUGAUUGGUGCAAUGCCUUUAUUGGAAGCAAUUCAAAUGUCACAAUGUAGAGGCAGAUUUUUAAGUUCAAGAGGCCCCCCUUCAUCAGGCUAGAAACAUGUAGAACAUCUUUCUUAUGUAACCACUGUGGUGUAAUGGUUGGUCUAGACAGCUGGGAGACUUGGGUUCAAAUCUCCACUCAGCCUUGAAGCUAACUUGGUGACCUUGAGCGAGUCAUCAUUUCUCAACCAUGGCUACCUUUCAGGGCAGUUGUGAAGAUAAAAUGGGGAGGGGGAAACCGUGUAUGCCUCCUUGGAAGAAUGAUGAGGUAUAAAUGGAAGAAUUAAAACAGAAAAGAAAACAGAAAAGGCAAGGCAAAAUUAAAAAAUUCCUUCCAGUAGCACCUUAGAGACCAACUAAGUUUGUUAUUGGUAUGAGCUUUCUUGUGAAUGCACACGUCUUCAGAUACACUGAAACAGAAGUCGCAAGACCCUUAUAUAUAGUGAGAGGGUGGGGAGGGGUAUUACUCAGAAGGGUGGUGGGAAUGGGUGAUUGGCAACAGGUGGUGCUGUGGUCUAAACCACAGACCCUAGGGCUUGCUGAUCAGAAGGUUGCGGUUUGAAUCCCCGCGACGGGGUGAGCUCCUGUUACUCGGUCCCUGCUCCUGCCCACCUAGCAGUUCGAAAGCAUGUCAAAGUGCAAGUAGAUAAAUAGGUACCGCUCCGGCGGGAAGGUAAACGGCGUUUCCGUGUGCUGCUCUGGUUCGCCAGAAGUGGCUUCGUCAUUCUGGCCACAUGACCCGGAAGCUGUACGCCGGCUCCCUCGGCCAGUAAAGCGAGAUGAGUGCCACAACCCCAGAGUCAUUCGCGACUGGACCUAAGGUCAGGGGUUCCUUUACCUUUACCUUUAAGGUGCUACUGGAAGGAAUUAUUUUAUUUUGUUUUCACUAUGGCAGACCAACACGGCUACCUACCUGUAACUAGAAAAGGCAAGGAGAGAGAAGAAGCUGAGUGUGAGGUAAAAGACAGCAAUCUGUAAUAGUUUUGAAAUGUCAAGCAGAAAGGAUAGGUGCAAAACAGAUUCAGGUUCCAGUUGAUUUAUACGAUGGGGGGGGGGGAAUCCUGGUUCAAAACUUUCCAGAAAGCCUGCACCACCAAAUGCAACAAGGCUCAUUUGCUCACUGGUGUUUGCACAGAGUGGGGAACAGUUUAUGGUCUGUUUGUCUGUUGACAGUGGCCUGCAAACCUCCUCUUUCAGCCCCUCCUCAGGUUCAAUGUUUUUUGCUUGGCCUUUCCUGAGUCAGUCAUCACGUUCCCCCAGUGUCUUCUGAGGCAAGUUAACCAAAGUUCUUGGCCAAGAAAAACCAGAUUGACUGUGCCCACUGAGCAGAUUUACUUUUAGUUAGAAAUUAUAGGCCGAUCUCACUAUUAAAUAAUGAUUAGAAAUUAUUUUAAAAACAGUACUAAAAGACAUAAUUCACCAAGAUCAAGCUGGCUUUCUUUUUUCUUUUUUCCUUUUUUUCUAAUUUUUUAAAAUUAAUUUUCUUUUCCAUCAUUACAAACAUCUCAUAUCAAUAACAUACAUAUCAAGCUGGCUUUCUACCUGGUCGACAGAUGAAAGAUAAUAUAAGGAAUACAGUGGUGCCUCGCAAGACGAAAUUAAUUCGUUCCGCGAAUUUUUUCGUCUAGCGAAUUUUUCGUCUUGCGAAGCACGGUUUCCCAUAGGAAUGCAUUGAAAAUCAAUUAAUGCGUUCCUAUGGUCAAAAAAAGUCCAAACAAAGCCAAAUUUGGUACAACAAGAGUUUAUUAAGUGCUCUUUAAAGUCACACAUACUGUAAAGAGCAUUUCAAAAUUCAAACCCAGAAUUUUUUUUAAAAAACAGCAGAGUUGCCCAAUGGUCACAGAAAAUCAUAAAAAUGCAGAAGAAAAAAAAACAAGCUUCCAGAUUCUUGCAAACCCCUCCCCAACUGUUCCCCCAGCCACCCAGCACACAGAAAUUCAAAUCCAGAAUUUUUUUUAAAAAACAGCAGAGUGGCCCAAUGGUCACAGAAAAUCAUAAAAAUGCAGGGAAAAAAACACAAGCUUCCAGAUUCUUGCAAACCCCUCCCCAACUGUUCCCCCAGCCACCCAGCACACAGAAAUUCAAAUCCAGAAUUUUUUUAAAAAAACAGCAGAGUGGCCCAAUGGUCACAGAAAAUCAUAAAAAUGCAGGGAAAAAACCACAAGCUUCCAGAUUCUUGCAAACCCCUCCCCAACUGUUCCCCCAGCCACCCAGCACACAGAAAUUCAAAUCCAGAAAUUUUUUAAAAAAACAGCAGAGUGGCCCAAUGGUCACAGAAAAUCAUAAAAAUGCAGAGAAAAAAACAAGCUUCCAGAUUCUUGCAAACCCCUCCCCAACACCAAGUCCUUGAAUUCCAAACACCCCAACCCAAAAUCCAACCCACCCCCCCAAAAGUUUUAAAAGUUUAACUUACCAAAUGGCUGCAAAAGAAGUUUUGGAAAAGCUUCAAAAAUCACCAAAGUCUUUAAAAACCUCAAAAAAGGCUACUAUGUACACUGCGUUCUAUGAGUUGCUCCUCGAAGUCAAGUCACAACAGUAUUAACGGUGUUAAGAAAAAGGAAACAAACUUGCAAGACAUUUUCGUCUUGCGAAGCAAGCCCAUAGGGAAAUUCGUCUUGCGAAGCAGCUCAAAAAACGGAAAACCCUUUCGUCUAGCGAGUUUUCCGUCUUGCGAGGCAUUCGUCUUGCGGGGCACCACUGUAUAACAGACGUAAUAGAGUAUCUGGAGGCCAGGAACGAAAAGCAAGCGGCUGUGAUGUUUAUUGAAGCAGAGAAGGCCUUGAUAAUGUUUCUUGGACUUUCAUGAAAAAGACAAUAGAAAUGAUGGAGUUAGGAGAGUCAUUUCUUAGAGGAAUUGGCUCUAUAUAUUCUGAGCAGAAUACUGUGCGCCAGUCACGACACUUCUGGGCCCUGGGGGCUUGGGGAAAAUUCUAGUUAGGCCAUGAGGUUUUCUUGCUGUGAUGGUGGGGAUAGCUCAGUCAGUAGAGCAUGAGACGCAGGGUUGUGGAUUGCAGGGGGUUGGACUUGAGAACCCUGGUGGCCCCUUCCAACUCUACAAUUCUGUGAUACUAUGGUGCAAGUGCUCACUCAAGAUACAAGAAAGAUUUUCUCUCCCUUACCUAACCUGACAGUGGCCUGCAAACCUCCUCUUUCAGCCCCUCCUCAGGUUCAUGGUUUUUGCUUGGCCUCUCCUGAGUCAGUCAUCACAUUCCCCCAGUGUCUUCCGAGGCAAGUGAACCAAAGUUCUUAGCCAAGAAAAACCAGAUUGACUGUGCCCACUGAGCAGACUCUUGAGGGUCCCAUAGACUGCAAGAAGAUCAAACCUCUCCAUUCUGGAGGAAAUCAGCCCUGAGUGCUCACUGGAAGGACAGAUCCUGAAGCUGAGGCUCCAAUACUUUGGCCACCUCAUGAGAAGAGAAGACUCCCUGGAAAAGACCCUGAUGUUGGGAAAGAUUGAGGGCACAAGGAGAAGGGGAUGACAGAGGACGAGAUGGUUGAAUAGUGUUCUCGAAGCUACCAGCAUGAGUUUGAGCAAACUGCGGGAGGCAGUGGAAGACAGGAGUGCCUGGCGUGCUCUGGUCCAGGGGGUCAGGAAGAGGUGGACACGACUAAACGACUCAACAACAACACCUAACGCUUGGCGUCCAAUGAAGUUGAAUGUUGGAAGAUUCAGGAUGGAUAAAAGAAAACACUUCAUUGCUUAGUGCAUGGUUAAACUGUGGAACUCACUUCCACAGGAGGGAGUGAUAACCACCAACUUGGAUGGCUUUCAAAGCAGAUUAGACACAUUCAUGGAGGUGGAGUCUAUCAAUGGCUACUACUAGCCUUGACAGCUGCCUCCAGAGUUGGAAACUGUAAAUGCUACUAACUGCAGGUUGCCUCCGGAGGAGAGUUGCUCCUGCUGUCUGGUUUCCCACAGGGAUUUGGUUGGCCACUGUGAGAACUGGAUGCUGGACUAGACGGGUCAUUGGCCUGAUCCAGAAGGUCUCUUCUGGCUUUCUUGCUCACUCAUCUGCCGCUUCCAGAGGACUGGCUAAGUGCCAUCACAGCACAUUUUGUACUCUUGGGUAUUAAGAGCAACAUAGGCAGCUGCCUUCUUCCAAGUCAGAUCCUUGGUCCAUCUAGCACAGUAUUGUCUACACUGACUGGCAGCAGUUCUUCAGGGUUUCAGAUGGAGAGUCUAUCCCAGAUGCCAGGGGGAAAGUGGAUGGUUCAGAUUUGCAAUGGACAAUUUAUGGAGAAGAACAGACCUUUUAGAGGUUUUAAGCUGUGUUUAAUGCUUGGUCUGGGUGGAGUAGUUGAGUGUGGGUAAGACCUAGUCUGGGGCUCUGCAAAGGAAUGUAGUCAACUCCAGGGCUCCAGUUAAAGUAUAUUUAUUGAAGAAGUAAGGCACACACAGAGAGAAAUAGAAACUGGCAAUUAAAGAAAAAACUGCACUGAACAGGAAACAUAAAGUCCUUGUAAGUGCCCCUGUCUCAGAAGAUCUUACAGGAGGAACUUGGGUCCUGGGAGCACAGUUACUGGUUUGUUUUUAUUUCAUGAUGUGUUUUGUCUUCUCUUUUUGUAUUUAUAUGUUAUGAAUCGCCCUGUGAUCUUCGGAUAUACAAUUAAUAAUAAUAUUAAUAACGAUAAUAAUAAUAGUUGCGUCAGAGGACAAGGGAGAUGCUGCUCUCUUGCAGCAACACGGAGAGCAAAAAACAUUAGAAAGAUUACCUAUGGCAAUUCAAGAAGGGAGGAGUGGCGAGGAGAGAGGUAGCUGGUUAGGAAGAGAAUACCCUACAUGUGUCCUAGUGUAACGUAGCGGUUAGAUUGUCACAGUAAGACCUGAGUUCAAAUCCCCCACUCAGCCACAAAGCUCACUGGGAUGACCUCGGAAGCCAGCCCCUGCCUCUCAGGCGGAUUAAAUGAGGAGGGGCAGAAUCACAUAUGGCACCUUGAGCCCUUUUUUGGGUGGGGGAGGUAAUAAUAAUAAUAAUUUUAUCAUUUGUAUCCAAGCCCUAGGGCUUGCCAAUCAGAAGGUUAGUGGUUUGAAUCCCCACGACGGGGUGAGCUCCUGUUGCUCGGUCCCUGCUCCUGCCCACCUAGCAGUUCGAAAGCACGUCAAAAUGCAAGUAGAUAAAUAGGUACCGCUCUGGCGGGAAGCUAAAUGGCGUUUCCGUGCACUGCUCUGGUUCGCCAGAAGUGGCUUAGACAUGCUGGCCACAUGACCCGGAAGCUGUCUGCGGACAAAUGCCGCAGUCAUUCAUUUAUGAGGAAUAUUAUGAUUUUAAAAUUACAUCUUUUUUAUUUUUUGUGUAUAGUAAUGCUUGUCGAUCUAUGAUAAUAACAAUUAUGAACAUACUCUGAAAACAAGAAUAUGUAUAAUUGUAAGAUGUAAAGUCAUGAUGUAAAGAUACACUUGUGAGUAAUAAAGGAAAAACUAAUAAAAAACAAAAAAUCCACCCCCAACCAAGGGUCGGGUGUGUGUGUGCGCGGAGAGGUCCUACUUGCCUCUGCCCCAUCCUCCCGUUCCAGAACAGCUGUGCUACUUUAAAACGACAUUUGUUUUUCGGCAUUGCUCCUGGGAGUCAGCUGAUGGCGCCCCUCCCUUCCCAGCAGCUGGCAGAGGCACAUGUGCAGACAGGCUUGUAAAGGAGGUCUGUCAGGCAGAGGCGACGCUGGAAAAAGUUGCUGCUCUCCCCUUUUCAUAAGGGCUUCGCAAGGGAGAGGCUCGGUUGCGAAGGACAACGGUCAGUGUCUAUAGAGGACGGCUUCUUGUUCCAGAGGUCUCCUCACCCCCCCCACAACCUGCCACGUUUUCCAGAGACCGAAAAAGGUUACGUCAGCUGCCUCCCCCCCCCUUUUGCCUUGGGGAGCUGCACCAUCGCUGUUUAAAUGGGGCUCUCGCCUCGAAAACGUUGCGUGCCGAACGGACUGGCAGCGAGUGCAGGAAAGGGCAAGCAAAAUGGUCCAGUGGGUGGAGGGACAAUUCCCCCCCUUGGGGGAUGGUUGCAGCAUUUGGGGGCUUUUCUAGAGGAAAGUUGAGUCGGAGGAGUUGGAGUUUAUAAAAUUGUGCGUGGCACGGUAUCAAAAGCUCUUCUCUUCCUCUCUCGUAACGCUUGCGGGCAUCCAUUGAAGCCGAAGGCUCGAAGAUCCAGGGCAGGUUUUAAUAAAAGUCCAUCUUCGUGCCGCGCAUAGCUAAACUGUGGAACUCCCUCCCACAGUUUUGACUGUGUUGACCACCAACUUGGAUGGCUUUAAAAGAAGCUUUGACUUUUAGAAGAUGUCUGAAGGCAGCCCUGUGUAGAGAAGUUUUCAAUGCUUGGCGUUUUGCUGUGCUUAAUGUUUUAACUUGUUGGAAGCCAACCCAGAGUGGUCGGAGCAACCUAGUUAGAUGGGUGGCAUAUUAAUAACAACAAUAAUAUUGAUGUAUUUGUGGGCUGUCAAUGGCUAGAGGCCGUGUGUCUAUAUAUACUCUGCCUUCGUCACUGGGAGUAGCAAUGCAACUGGAUGCGAGUUGCUGGGAAACACAGGAGAAGAGAGCGAUUCUGUGCUCCGAUCCUGUUUGAAGGUUUCCCAGGGGAAAUCUGAAUGUCCACUGUGAGAACACGAUGCUGGCCAAGGCGAGCCAUUGGCCUGAUCCAGCCAGCUCUUCUUAUGCAGAUUUAUAUACUUAAUCAAACUCUAAUCGCUCUCCCAUCCUUUCUCUGGCACCGUUGCAUAAAGAGCCAGCAAUAGUGGUUAGUGAGCUGGAUUUAGGCUGGGUUCAAACUGGCUUCUUGGUCUUGUGCCAACCACUAACUCUCAGCCCAGCCAAACCCACAGGGUUGUUGGUUAGGAUGAGAAAAGUGGGAUGAACUGUGAGCUCAUUCUCAACUCCUUGGGAAAAAUAGAGGGUUUGUUUGUUUGCUUGUUUAAGAAAAACAUGAAAUACUUUGGUUAUCAAGCCAAAAAAUAUCUUCAGAAUGGCAUAUGCAGAAAUGGCGAAAUUUACCGAAAGAAUAAGAAAUAAAGAUAACAAACUUUUUAAAAUAAAAGAAUGGAAAUGGUUUGUUGAAUAUUUACAGUUAAAUUGUAAACAGAUAAGCUCAUUGGCAGGAUUAUUGUAAUAAUAACCUGCAGUUUUAUAAGAGUAUGUAUUUAAAGUAGAUGAGUAAAUGAACAAAUUAAGUUAAUUUGCAUAUGCAGAGGAUAUUAAAAAUAAAUUUAAGAAACCGCAGAAAGAGGGGGAAGGAAGUCAAGUUUUGAAAUGUUAAAAUGUUUGUAAAAUUAGUGAAAGGUAUAAACUUGGAAAGUAUAAAUAAAAUUUGAAAAACAAACAAACAAAGACUUCAGGGAUACAGUUUCACACCAGCCCUUGUACGUUAGGAACCCGGAACACUGCUUUAUUCACAGGGUGACCCUUGAUCCAUUUAUCCCAAUAUUAUCUGUUCCGCAGCUAAUCUCCCGGGCAGAGAAGUCUUUCCUGGUUCCUCAUCCUUUCCGGAGAUGCCAGCGAUUGAACCUGGGACCACCUGCAUGCAGAACAUAAAGCAUUACAGCGGAUGCUCCUGAUGAAUAGAAGAAGCUGCCACAUACCAGGUCAGAUGAUGUGUCCAUUUACUUCAGUAUUGCCUAUUCUGACUGGCAGUGGCUCUCUAGCCUAUCAGGCUGCAGCUUGAGGUUCUCUUAACUGGAAGUGGAAGUCCUUACCUUCUGUAAGCUGGUCACGUGCUAAACCACUGGCCUGUGGUCCCUCCCCAUUGCAGGGGUAUCUGGGACAUGUUCUAGGCUGGGCACUCAAUACGGCCUCUGGUCUCAUUUCACGUGACUCCUGAAUCUGCCCUAUUCUUCUGAGUUCCUUCCUUCCUGUUCAUUUUCUGCAGUUUUUAAAGUGUGUCUUCCCCUCUUUCUGUUGUAGUUCCAGGACAAUUAUUGGACGGAUGGACCAUAAUUUAUCUGAUAAAAAUAAAUGGGUGGUUUCUUUUAAAACCUUUCCCUGGUUGUAUAGCUUAUAAUUGCAUGGUUGACAAUAAUAAUAAUAAAAAAUUCCCCUCCCACGAGCUAUCUGAGAACAAAUUGGUAGACUUCUGCCAGCUAUGUAUAUAUGUUUGUGUAUGUAGCACACCAAAGCCAGAAAGGCGUUACUUUCACUUGCUUCUCAGACCUCUAGCUGUAUUGGUCUGCUUUACUAAAAUAAAACCCAGUGCACUUAUUUGAAAGUAGCCUUGAAAGUUAAACUCAGUGGGGCUUACUUCUGAGUAGACCGGUAUAGCAUUGGGCAUUCUAUUCUGAACUAGCCAUGGUGGAAAUUAUAACAGAGAGGUCUUUAGUAGCCCAGGACUCUUGUUUCUCUUGCUCCAUCCAUUGCUGGCCUUUGGCCUCUGAGUGCUUACCCUGAGGGAAUGUGGCUUUUGACAGAAUUAAAAGUUUCCAUCCCCUGAUGGAAAGUGCUACCAAACCCCUGGGGCCUCCGUCUUGUCUUGCGCAAGGCGAGAAUUCCUCUUAAAACAGACAUUAAAAAACCCAGACAUAUGCAGUUGUGGCUACGUGUUUGAAGGGAAAUCAGUAGUAAUGGCAAGUUGCUUGUCCGUCACACCUGAUUGUCUGCUGGAACAGGGAUGACUAACCUGUGGCCUUCCAGAUGUUGCCGAACCCCAGCUCCCAUCGUCCCUGACCAUUGGUCAUGCUUUGCUGGGGUUGAUGGGAGUUGGAAUCCAGCAUCAUCUUAGGAAGAACCAUAGUAUUGCAGGAAGGGACCACCAGGGUCAUCUAGUCCAACCCGCUGCAAUGCAGGAGUCUUUCCCCAUCAUAGGGCUUGAACCUAUAACCCUGAGAUUAAGAGUCACCGUAGGGGGCACACACUCCCUGCCCUUUGCCUUUGGGCCAAUCAGCAUCUAAAGCAGCGGUUCUCAACCUGUGAGUCCCCAGGUGUUGUUGGACUACAACUCCCAUCAUCCCUGAGCUCUGGCCUUGCUAGCUAGGGGUGAUGGGAGUUAUAGUCCAACAACAUCUGGGGACCCACAGGUUGAGAACCGCUGCUUUAGAUGCUGAUUGGCCCAAAGGCAAAGGGCAGGGUGCUGAAAAGCACAGUGAACGCUCCUGGCUGAUGUCAAUCGGCAGGGAGUUCCAAAGUGUGAGGGCUGCCACACUAAAAGGUGAUUUUCUUACAAAUGCGAAAGAGGUCUUUUUUGGAGCUGUCAAGUGGGCAAAUAUGGGUAAGGGAAUCUUCCAUAUACAGUGGUACCUCGGGUUAAGAACUUUGCUUCAGGAUGAGAACAGAAAUCAGCAGCAGCAGGAGGCCCCAUUAGCUAAAGUGGUACCUCAGGUUAAGAACAGUUUCAGGUUAAGAAUGGACCUCCAGAGUGAAUUAAGUACGUAACCAGAGGUACCACUGUAUUGUAUGAAUUAUACUCUUUAGCUUCCUUUUUAGUGUGUGUGUGUGUGUGUGUGUGUACACACACACACACACAAGAUUUCCUUGGUUUACAAAAGUACAUGCCUUGUCUCUUUUUUCAGGUUGUACAGUUUUCUUACAAUUUAGUUGCAAUUGUUGUGAGACAUUAGUGUUGAAUACAGUAUAAGGCGGGGGAAGAAGAGGGGGGAUCUCUCUUCAGCUUCCUUGAAUCACCCUCCCAUAUUUCCAAUUUGGGUGCUUCAUUUUGAAUGGCCCCUCCCCACUGCAGCUGCUCGCCUUUUCCGUUCUGUCUUUCUGACCAUCUUGUGUGGAGAAGGAGACUAACCUUGUAUUUGACCUCCUUACAGGUUCCCCACUGUCCUCAAACCGCCAUGCUGGCUCUCAGAUAUUUCCAGCAGAGCUGGAGGUGAGCGCGGCAUGAGGUAGCCACUGCCGACGCCUCCGGCCAGGAUGACCAAAGCACGCCUCUUCCGCCUCUCGGUGGUGCUGGGCUCCAUCUUCAUGAUCCUGCUGAUCAUCGUCUACUGGGACAACGUGGGGACGGCCCACUUCUAUUUGCACACGACCUUCUCCAGGCCUCACGGGGUCCUCCCCACCGUGGCCAAGGACGGAGGCCAAGACUCGAUGUCGGACGUCGACGAGUUCUUGGAGAAGCUCCUGAGCUCUGACCUGAAACGCGAUGUGGGUCUCGGUCAGAAGACAGAGCCGCCUGCCCCACACGCCUCCGCAAGGCCCGUCGCCGGCAACUUGGAGGAGAACGUGAGGGGCUACGACUGGUCCACUCGUGACGCUGGCGCGAUCUUGGACCAGGAGCAGCUGCAGGCGGAGCGGCGCCGGACGCUGAGGGAGCUGUGCGCCAACUCCAGCUUUGCCUUCCCCACCAAGGAGCGCUCCUUUGACGACAUCCCCAACUACGAGCUGAACCACCUCAUCGUGGACGACCGCCACGGCGUCAUCUACUGCUACGUCCCCAAAGUGGCCUGCACCAACUGGAAGCGGGUGAUGAUCGUGCUGAGUGAGAGCUUGAUGGACCAGGGCGUGCCGUACGCAGACCCCUUGGACAUCCCCCGCGAGCACGUCCACAACACCAGCACCCACUUCACCUUCAACAAGUUCUGGCGCCGCUACGGCAAGUUCUCUCGCCACCUCAUGAAGAUCAAGCUGAAGAAGUACACCAAGUUCCUCUUCGUCCGAGACCCUUUCGUGAGGCUCAUCUCGGCCUUCCGCAGCAAGUUCGAGCUGGAGAACGAGGAGUUCUACCGCCGGUUUGCCAUCCCGAUGCUGAAACUUUACUCCAACCACACCAGCCUGCCGACCUCGGUGAGCGACGCCUUUGAGGCGGGCCUCAGGGUCUCCUUCUCGGACUUCAUCCAGUACCUCCUGGACCCCCGGACCGAGAAGCUGGCCCCGUUCAACGAGCAUUGGAGGCAGGUGUACCGCCUCUGCCACCCGUGCCAGAUCGAGUACGACUUUGUGGGCAAGCUGGAGACUUUGGAUGAGGAUGCAGCCCACCUGCUGCAGCUCCUGAAGGUGGAACACCUUCUUCGCUUCCCUCCCAGCUACCGGAACAGGACAGCCAGCAGCUGGGAGGACGACUGGUUUGCCAAAAUCCCCGUGGCCUGGAGGCGGCAGCUGUACAAGCUGUACGAAGCGGACUUCGUCCUUUUCGGUUACCCCAAGCCAGAAAGCUUGCUUCAGAACUGAGCGAGGCAGAACGGAGGGAAAGAGAGCAUUUGAAAUACCAAAAUAUCUCCUCUUCUUUGAGAGCCAGUGUGGUGUAGUGGUUAAGAGCGGUAGUCUCAUAAUCUGGGGAACCGGGUUCGCGUCUCCGCUCCUCCACAUGCAGCUGCUGGGUGACCUUGGGGUAGUCACACUUCUUUGAAGUCUCUCAGCCCCACUCACCUCACAGUGUUUGUUGUGGGGGAGGAAGGGAAAGGAGAAUGUUAGCCGCUUUGAGACUCCUUAAAGGGAGUGAAAGGCGGGAUAUCAAAUCCAAACUCUUCUUCUUCUUCUUUUUCCAGAGCCCUUCCGUUGACAUAACACAAGUGCAACUUUUUUCUAUACUCUUUUUUUAAAAACAAAAACAAACCACCCCAUUGCUCGGACGCAUGGAAUCUCCUAUUGCAGGCAGACUUUCCCCUUCCUCUCGUUCCGAUUCAUUUUAUGAAAUGUUUUUCUGUUAGGCUAUAAGUUUGUCCACUCCACCAGCUGUAUUCUUUCAGGUGCUUUUUAUUAAUGCAUUUUUUUAAUUAAAAGAGAGCACGAGAAAGAGAGAAUAUUAAUAUAUUAAAAUAUUUAAUACAAAUCAUUGUUGUGGAGUAGGGGAAUAAAGGGGCGAACCGUCUUUCAUUGCAACUGU